CGUACUUUCGUCCCGCUGCUCUGCACAGACAUGGCUGAAGCUCCCACUCGGCCCGUCCGCUUUUUCUGUCACCGGUGCUCGGCAGAGAUAAGUCCGCGUUUGCCGGACUACACCUGUCCACGCUGUGACUCUGGCUUCAUUGAGGAAUUAACUGAGCAAAGAAGUUCUGAAAAUAGAUCUGCAUCCACAUCUUCCAGUAGUGAUCAGAACCGCCCAUCCUUUGAGAACCUGGAUCCCCAACACUUUUUCACACUUUCCUCUGGGUUUCCUCCAUUCUCGCUUGGGAUUUUUGAUGAAAAUUUUGACUUUACACCGCGGGUACCCGGAGAGGACAACCGAGAGACAGAAAACAGGAGGGAACGGGAAAUGGCAUCGCGGCAACGAUACGGUGCGCGGCAACCACGGGGUCGACAGGUUCCUCGAAGACAGGUUACACGCAACGAAGGCGUGCCCACAUUAGAGGGAAUCAUCCAGCAGCUAGUCAAUGGAAUCAUAGCACCAACAGCCAUGCCAAAUAUUGGAAUGGGACCAUGGGGCAUGCUACACUCCAAUCCAAUGGACUAUGCCUGGGGCGCCAAUGGAAUCGAUGCUAUCAUUACACAGUUACUGAACCAGUUUGAGAACACAGGUCCUCCUCCUGCAGAUAGAGACAGAAUAAAGACUUUACCCACCAUCUACAUCAAAGAGGAACAUGUGGGUGCCGGUCUAGAGUGUCCUGUGUGCAAAGAAGACUACAGCGUCGAGGAGAGUGUUAGACAACUGCCGUGCAAUCACUUGUUUCACAACGACUGUAUAGUACCAUGGCUGGAACAGCACGACACGUGUCCUGUGUGCAGGAAGAGUCUUAGCGGACAGAACACAGCCACCGACCCACCAGGGUUAUCAGAAAUUAACUUCUCUCCCAACGCUUCUUCGUCCUCCUCGUCCUCCUCGAGUUCACCUAACAAUGAGAACGCUGCCAGCAACUCAUAGAUUUGAACCACCUCACAUCUGAGAAACCUUGCACCCAACUGAGACAACACAGCUCUUCUCUCCAGCUGAGACCAGGACGGUUAUUUGUCCCAAUUCCAGGGGACAAUAUCAGUCGAGGGGAACUCUGAAUGUGGGGCAGACUAUGAGUCAUCAUUCCUCAAACCGCCCUGAACGGACGCUGAUUCUUGCUGCUAUUGUUACCAAGUGUGGAACUGGAAAGUGUUAAAAGAGGAUCCAGAAAGGCUGUGAACAGUAAUAUUGCUAAUAAUGAAAGUGAGAUUGUGACCAGAACUUGGGGCAGAGUUUGAACCAGAGUGGACUGCUGUUUGAUGGAGAAAUGGCUUCACCACAAAGCUGGAACACAUUUUAUAUAGACAAAAUGUUUUUUUGUUUUUUUUUAAACAUUGCCUGUGGUGGAUCAUAGAUAUGCAGAUAGAGAAUUCAUUUUGAAUGGUCAGCAACUGUACAGCUAUCGGAUCAAACUAAAACCUUGCGAAAGGGAAGCUGAGUGUAUGCAUCAGAUUCUUAUUUAAUAGCACCUUUUUUUUUUCUCCAUUUUGCACAAAAAAAAUCUGCCUGAUGUUGAGAAUGUGAAUUUGGGCAAACUACUGAACAUAUAUUUUUCUUUUAGACCUUGAUUUUAUCAGAGCGUGAUCCAGUGUGUUUGAUGUUUUUGGACAAGGUGAAGAUCCUUACAGCUCCACAGUGGACACAUUUUUAAACCUCACAAACCCACUUAUUUAUUAGAUCCUCGCCAAGACACAAGUUGAGCAAAGCGGGGAAAAAAGGCAUGGGAUCGUUUACCUCUGUGGAACUGGCCAAAUGUAUUUCAAGUGUUUUAUCAUUUUAUUUCAUGAUUUUUCGGACAGUCGAAAUAAAGUGCUAAAACAAA
Molecule: messenger RNA, 1864 nt
Organism: Limanda limanda (common dab)
Lineage: Eukaryota; Metazoa; Chordata; Actinopteri; Pleuronectiformes; Pleuronectidae
Product: E3 ubiquitin-protein ligase RNF126-like
Exons: 9
Coding region: 31-972 (313 amino acids)
Biological process (GO): protein ubiquitination
Cellular component (GO): cytoplasm
Molecular function (GO): ubiquitin protein ligase activity
Source: RefSeq, a predicted model, not a curated record